AUGGCUAAACGAUGCUCACAACCAUCCUCUGCAUCAUCAUCAUCAGUAACAGCAACUGGUGUAUCAUCAAUGAUGACAAUAAGUCCACGACAACAUUUUACUGGUCAACAAUCAUCACGUCACUUAAAUAGUCAAACGGAAAAAUUAGAAGAGACUGUUUCACGAACUGCUCGUAUACCACCUCCUAAAUUAUUGCCUUCUACAGUACGUCGUGCUGAUAGUUUUACCACCAAUGCUCAAUUACCUAUUCAGAUGCUACCUUCAUAUACUUAUUCAAUGCCUCGUUCAUUGACCCAACGACCUGUGCCUCUACAAUCUUUUCCUGGACCAUCAACUGCUCCUGACUACCUCCCGGCAUCAUCAAGUUAUGGUGCUUUUCCGGGAAGUUUUGGUCUUUCACAAUUUCAUGUACCAUCAUCUGGUACAUCUCGUCCACUGCCUAUCAAUCAACGUUCACUCAGUGAUGUAGCUGGUUAUGCUAUGCAUCAUUCUCUUUGUUCACCAUCAGGAGCUAUGGAUCCGAGGUAUAUGUUACGUGGUCAAUCAGCUUGGCAUCCAAUUGAUUCAUCAAUUCGUAGUAAUUCAUUACCACGUCGACGGGCUAUAUCUGGUACUGCACCACGAAGUGUUAAAUGGCGAAAUGAUGUUAUCGAUGGCGCAAAUGCUCGAAUGCGUUUUGGUAGUAGCAAUGUUAGUGGACAAUAUGGUCGAACAAUUGAUGAUAUCUUUUCGGCGCAAGAAUAUCGUAAUUGGGCAUGUUUUGAUACGGGAAUUAGACCGGAGGAACGACAAUCAAGAUGGUCACAUACAUACGGUGAAAAACCUGGUGCAUCAAUUCGUAGCUCAUCACUUCCAUCAAGGGCUAUGUUAACUGCUACAAAUAGAUUUUCGCUUGGUCAUGAACGUGGUGAUGUAUUAGAUCGAUUACAUGUAUCACCAUUAAUGAAUAGACGGGUACCAUUAAGGAUAGCUGGACCAGGAUUUGAUGUUGAUACUCCAUUAGAUGUUACUUCACUUACAGGAAUUCUUAUUGUACAGAUUAUCGAAGGACGAGGAUUAAGAAUGCCAGAAAAGCAAAAAGCAUUUACGGAAGAAAUGUAUUGUGUAUUGGAAGUAAAUGAAACACAUCGUGCAAGGACAGGUGUUUCAACAGCUGAGCAAAAAUUUCGAUGGCGUGAAACAUUUGAAAUUGAUGUACAACAUGCUACACAUACAAAUUUUUUCGUGUAUUCUUGGCAUCCACGAUAUAGGCAUAAAUUAUGUCAUAAAGGAUCAUUGAAGCUAUUGGAAGCAUUUGUAGUGGAUCGUUUGAAUGGAAAUAGAAUGUUUGCAUUAAAUUUGGAACCAAAAGGUCAAUUAAUUGUUAAAAUUGCUUUUCAUAGUGUUGCUGUAGCAUUUCGACGAAUUGUUAAUUGCAGGUAUGAUGGAUUAUUUGGAAUACCUUUGCAACGAUUAGUUGCAAGAGAAGGACGUGAAACACCUCUGGUACUUUCACGUCUUUUACAAGAAAUUGAACAUCGUGGUGUUGAUUAUUCUGGUCUUUAUAUACUAUGUGGAUCACUGGAGAAGAAACGUAUGUUACGUGAAGAGUUGGAAAUAAAUGUGGAACGAGCACGAUUAAACGUGGAAGCAGUUCCAGAUACUAAUGUAUUAGCAUGUUUGGUGAAGGAUUUUUUACGUGAGUUACCGGAGCCCUUAAUAUCAACAUCAAUUUAUAACAUGAUUGUGGAAGCAUUUUCCGUUGCAUUACCUAAUGAUCCACGGGGGAAUCGUCGUUUGUUACUUAGAGUUAUCGAUUGUUUACCUGCAGCAAAUAAGAAUACAUUGAUACAAAUAAUGGAUCAUUUAAAAAUGGUGAUGAGUUCGGAACAACAUAAUGGUAUCACUGCUGCACGUUUAACGGAUAUCUUUGGUUGUUUACUUUUCUGUUCAUGUAAUGGAACAAUGGAAAAUAGUAGUACUGAAGAUAGUAGUGGUAUUUAUCAAUCAAAAACUAUUAUCAAUCCAUUAGAUACAGAUCAAGCAGCUCGAACACUUCGUUCAUUAAUUGAUAUAUGGCCAAGUCGAGUUAAUGGCAGCGAAAGUAGUAGUUCCGGUUCAGUCAGCAAUAGUACAGAUGUGACAAAUACGAUAAAUCCGGUAUCAGAAUCUCAAUGUUGA
Loa loa (African eye worm) is the source of this 2160-nucleotide messenger RNA. Its product is annotated as rho GTPase-activating protein syd-1. Bases 1 to 2160 code for a protein of 719 amino acids. Lineage: Eukaryota; Metazoa; Nematoda; Chromadorea; Rhabditida; Onchocercidae. The record is from RefSeq and is a predicted model, not a curated record. Gene Ontology annotation, biological process: signal transduction. The transcript is spliced from 10 exons.